Tilletiopsis washingtonensis is the source of this 270-nucleotide messenger RNA. RefSeq lists its product as hypothetical. The annotation marks the transcript as partial. The record is from RefSeq and is a predicted model, not a curated record. The transcript is spliced from 2 exons. Lineage: Eukaryota; Fungi; Basidiomycota; Exobasidiomycetes; Entylomatales.
ACCUGGUACGGCGGCGGCCAGCUGGACGCGCCCUCGUGCGGCGGCAAGGCGCCCAAGUCGAGCGACUACGUCGUCGCCGUGCCCACGUCGAGCGGCAUGAAGUGCGGCGACACGCUCCACAUCCACCGCGGCAACCGCAAGAUGGUCAGUGCCGUCGUGCGCGACACGUGUGCCGGCUGCGCCAAGAACCAGGUCGACAUGACCCGCGGUCUCUUCUCUGCUCUUGGUAGCCUCGACGACGGUGUGCUGUCGAACCUGCGCAUUCGGGUG